AUGGAUCCCGUCUUGGAGUCCUGCAAACAUGGGUGGCCUUUGGAGCCUCAGUGUGCCCAGGUAGCUGAGCUUCUGUUCUUCGCCUUGUUCAGUGUUAUUAAUGGGAUCUUGUUCUUUUUGCCCAUCACUUCCUCUUAUCGAAGACUUAGAGGAUUACCUAUAUCUUUUUAUGGAACAGUAUUGACGACUGUUCUGAUCAUUGCUCUUUCAACAUCUUACAUUUUCUACGCUUUCUAUGUUCAUAAAUACAGUUAUGUUCUGGCUGCUCUACUUCUAGCGAAAGAGCUCUUCUGGCUUAUAACCUUAGCUGUCUUUAUCAAGUACUGCAAAGAAAGUCAUCUCCAUGCAUCAGUGGCAUUAUCCAUCACAGGAGUCUGCUUGGUUCAACUUAUUCCUCUGACUUAUUGGAAGAAAUAUGUGGACGAGAAAUAUCAUAAAGACGGCGAAUUCACCUUCUAUCUGGUCGAAUCUGCAAUGAUCGCCAUUCUCUUCCUUUUCAGUAUGUGCUCAAACUUCGUAAAGUCCAACCCCGACUCUACAUGGAAUGGCUUUUCACGGAAGAUUUCCUUGAUCCUCCCAUACAUUUGGCCGAAAAAGUCCAUUCCUUUGCAACUUCGUGUGGUGUUUUGUCUCUUCUUGUUGCUUAUCGGACGUCUUAUCAAUGUAGUUCUGCCAUUGUACAGUAAAUGGAUAGUCGAUGGUUUGAGUCAUCCCCAGAACUUCCAAUUUUCACUCAUUAUCGUUUCGACGUUCCUCAAAUUUUUACAAGGGAAUGGAGGUGCUAUGGGAGGAUUUUUGAACACCAUAAGAACGUAUCUAUGGACUCCAAUCCAACAGUACACAACUAAGGAAUUAGAAGUGGAGCUCUUUGCUCAUUUGCAUUCCUUAUCCCUGAGGUGGCAUUUGUCAAGAAAAACUGGUUUAGUGUUGAGAGUUAUGGAUAGAGGAACAGGAUCGGUUAACAGUAUUUUGAAUUAUGUACUAUUCAACAUUGUGCCUACUAUUGCUGAUAUAAUCAUUGCUGUAGUCUUCUUCUUCACGACAUUCAACAGUUACUUUGGCAUGAUUGUGUUUGUUACAAUGGCAUUAUACUUGGUUUUGACCAUUUAUAUAACGGAAUGGAGAACACAAUUCAGAAGGGAAAUGAACGAGAAGGAAAAUGCUAGCAGUGCCAUCGGUACUGACUCUUUGUUGAAUUAUGAAACAGUGAAAUACUAUGGAAACGAAGACUAUGAAGUCAAUCGGUUCAAGGAAUCUAUCGAAAGUUUCCAAGUGGCUGAAUGGAAAGCAGCAGCUUCUUUAGCCCUUCUCAACUUUUUCCAAAAUGGAAUUAUAGGAAUGGGUCUAACAGCGGGAUCUCUCUUAGUGGCUUACCUCAUCACAAUUGACAACAAGCUCACCGUUGGUGACUAUGUUCUGUUUUCAACUUACAUCAUCCAAUUGUAUUCGCCACUCAAUUUCUUCGGAACAGUCUACAGAACAAUUCAGAAAUCAUUCAUCGAUAUGGAAAACAUGUUUGAUUUGAUGAAUGAAGAUGUUGAAGUUCAAGAUACUGUUGGAGCUAUAGAGUAUACUCCCAAAUCUGGAACUAUUUCUGUCAAGAACUUGUGUUUCCAUUAUACUGAGAACAAUCAAGUACUCAAUAAUAUCUCGUUCGAGGUUUCAAGUGGACAAACCAUUGCUUUGGUCGGGCCAUCUGGCAGUGGAAAAAGUACGAUGAUUCGUCUGCUUUUCCGUUUAUUCGAACUGAGUGAUGGAUCUAUUUCAUUUGAUGGACAUGAAAUUAGAGAUAUCAAAUUGAAGUCUUUGAGAAAGUCUAUAGGAAUAGUUCCUCAAGAUACAGUGUUGUUCAACGACACCAUUCUAUACAACAUCCGUUUUGGAAAUCCAUCCGCCAGUUUAGAAGAAGUCAUGGAUGCUGCUAAGGCUGCCAUGAUUCACGAAAAAAUUUUAUCUUUGCCUGAUGGUUACAAUACCAUGGUUGGUGAGCGUGGACUCAAGCUGUCUGGAGGAGAAAAACAGAGAGUUGCUAUUGCGAGAACAAUUCUUAAACAGCCACAGUUUAUAUUCUUGGACGAAGCAACAUCUGCUUUGGAUACAAACACUGAAAGAGCUAUCCAAAAAUGCCUUGAAGAACUAUGCUCAACUCGUACUGGUGUGGUUGUGGCUCAUCGUCUGAGUACGAUUGUUAAUGCUCAUUGCAUUCUUGUAUUAGAGAAAGGACAAGUAGUUGAGAGUGGAAAUCAUCCAACUCUCAUGGCCAAAAAAGGAAUGUAUUACCACAUGUGGGAAAGCCAAAACGCCAAAGCUCACAAAAAUUGA
This is a messenger RNA of Auanema sp. JU1783, 2322 nucleotides long. The record is from the annotation of a GenBank genome assembly. NCBI's taxonomy places the organism in Eukaryota, Metazoa, Nematoda, Chromadorea, Rhabditida, Rhabditidae.